UUUGGUUCAUAUUCUAAAGAAUUGUUUGAAGAAAAAAGAUUCUCCAGUUUCAGAGAUUUUUAAGGUUAUUUUUUUCCCUAGAUUAAUUGUAUUGUAGCAUUGAGUGCAAUCAGAAUCCAUAGGUGAUAUAUUUAUAAUUGUGUUUACAUUAUUUUGAGUCUUUUAUCAUUAACAGUCAGUUUGAACUUGAACCAAUAUGACUAAGAACCACAAAGCAGUAAGCUGAAUAUUGUAUAGUAUACUUAACAUAGAGAUUUUACAUGAACAUUAUUUUUACUUAUUUAAGCCAAUGUCUAGCCCUUUUGCUUUAGAAGUCAUAACACUAAGAAGAGAAUUUCAAAUGUGAAAGCUCCAAAUUUGUUAGUUUUCCUGAAAUUUAAAGUGAAAGUCAUCAGUGGAAGCUGUGGAUCUACUUUCAAGAAAGACCCUAGAAAGGUGUCUAUUAUGCCCACCUGUACAAGAACCCAGGAGAUGAUGAGCCAUUAAUGUAGAAUAAGAUCUGGCUCUAAAGAAAGAGGCUCACUGGCCCAUUCAUCAAACUUGAGAGAUGUUGAAAAUUAAACAUCCCCAGAGUCUUUCAAGGACCUGCUGAUGACUAGAAGCUGAACACGAAAGACUACAUCCUGUGUGAUUCCAUUUGACUGUGAAAUUCUAGAAUAAGGAAAAUUAAUCGUUCAUCCAUGAGCUCGGAUUUCCCACAUUACAACUUCAGGAUGCCUAAUAUUGGAUUCCAGAAUCUGCCUCUCAACAUAUAUAUUGUGGUUUUUGGCACUGCUAUAUUUGUCUUCAUCCUUAGUUUACUCUUCUGUUGCUACUUGAUUAGGCUAAGACAUCAAGCACACAAAGAAUUUUAUGCCUACAAACAGGUUAUAUUAAAAGAGAAAGUAAAAGAACUGAAUUUACAUGAGCUCUGUGCAGUGUGUCUAGAAGACUUCAAGCCUCGAGAUGAGUUGGGCAUUUGUCCAUGUAAGCAUGCCUUUCACAGAAAGUGCCUUAUUAAGUGGCUCGAGGUUCGUAAAGUAUGUCCACUGUGCAACAUGCCAGUUCUGCAGCUGGCCCAGCUGCACAGUAAGCAGGACCGUGGACCCCCGCAGGGGCCCCUGCCUGGGGCAGAGAACAUCGUAUAGCUCCCCCAAGGACCAAACUGCUGUGGGAUCCGACAUCCAUAUGGAGCCAGGAGGAACACACGCGGUCUCUGCGUUGGCUGCUCUACCUGGGGCACCAGCUGCCACUUCCUUUGCCUCAUGAAGAACUCGGGCCAGCUACGCUGGGAAGCCAGACUGCUGGGUCUUGUGACAACCAAAGCACGCUGACACUACCCCAUGCCAAGAGAAGAGGAGUGGAUGAUGGAUAAGCCUUCCGGUUACAUUCAAGAAAUUUCAUGAGGGUCUCUUACUGACGCCAUUACUCUGUCUCCCAGAUACUUUUCUCCAUGUCAAGGUGAAUCUUUAUCAAGCAGAAGGGAAGAUAGGAUUGUUAGAGAAGGGAACUGAGGGCAGGUGUUUAAAGCCC
Herpailurus yagouaroundi (jaguarundi) is the source of this 1512-nucleotide messenger RNA. It is a transcript of the gene RNF24, whose product is annotated as ring finger protein 24. Bases 681 to 1127 code for a protein of 148 amino acids. Gene Ontology annotation, molecular function: ubiquitin protein ligase activity; zinc ion binding. Gene Ontology annotation, cellular component: endomembrane system. Gene Ontology annotation, biological process: proteasome-mediated ubiquitin-dependent protein catabolic process. The transcript has 8 exons. Lineage: Eukaryota; Metazoa; Chordata; Mammalia; Carnivora; Felidae. The record is from RefSeq and is a predicted model, not a curated record.